Messenger RNA from Medicago truncatula (barrel medic), 616 nucleotides. RefSeq names its product protein PHOTOSYSTEM I ASSEMBLY 2, chloroplastic. The record is from RefSeq and is a predicted model, not a curated record. The transcript is spliced from 4 exons. Bases 27 to 380 code for a protein of 117 amino acids. Lineage: Eukaryota; Viridiplantae; Streptophyta; Magnoliopsida; Fabales; Fabaceae.
UGAUCACAUUCACAGGAAGAAAAAAAAUGUCCUCUAUCUCUUUUUGUUGCUACAAUGGUGCUGCGGCUCCACCAACUUUUCUUCAUAAAGUUCCACUUCAACCAAUCACACUAACAAGAAGUAUACAACGAAGACAGAGCACAAUCACUACUUCUGCUUCAAAAGGAUUCUCAUUUAAUUCGAUAUUUUUUAAAAGCUGUAAAAGUUGCGAAGGCAAAGGGGCCAUCGAAUGUCCAGGAUGUAAGGGAUCAGGAAAGAAUAAAAAGAAUGGAAAUGUGUUUGAACGGUGGAAAUGCUUUGGCUGCCAAGGAUUUGGGUUGAUCAGUUGCCCCAGCUGUGGAAAGGGAGGGUUGACCCCAGAGCAAACAGGAGAAAGAUAAAGAAGCUUCAAACACAACCAACUUUUUUACUAGAGUGAAGAAUUUGGAGAUGGUGUAAAAUUACAUGAACUAGUGUGCAUGUGCAUGUGAAUAUAAUUAUGUUUUGAUAAUUUACAAGGCAAAAAGAAAAAUAUAGAUCAAGGCAAUCCAAGUCUUGUAUUAUGAGUUUAUUUACUUGAAAUUCAGAUGUUUUAGGAUAUUUAUGUGAGUAAUGUAAAAGCUCUCUUGACAUCAGA